This is a messenger RNA of Suillus clintonianus, 1498 nucleotides long. RefSeq lists its product as uncharacterized. NCBI's taxonomy places the organism in Eukaryota, Fungi, Basidiomycota, Agaricomycetes, Boletales, Suillaceae. The transcript is spliced from 4 exons. Gene Ontology annotation, biological process: lipid homeostasis. Gene Ontology annotation, cellular component: endoplasmic reticulum. Bases 332 to 1294 code for a protein of 320 amino acids. The record is from RefSeq and is a predicted model, not a curated record.
CACGAACAACGUGCACGGUCAAAAGUCAGUAGCAUAUAGGGUUCCCCACUCUACUACUGUAACUGUCAUUGUCAAAAAGCUGUUCAUGGCACUGCGGGUCCCUUCACGUUCGUGUGGCAGACUCUGUGGGUGAUGACACUCCAUAAUGACUUAGUAUUGACCAAAAUGAGCUUUUUCAGGCUGGGAAGUCUGAAAAUUUGAAGCUUCGCGAAUCGCAAUGGCAUACACGGGUAAACGUGCCAUAAACUGCCAUUGGCUCUUUAAAUGAUAACGAGCGGGAGAAUGUCACUUCCUUCUCUCGCGCGACCACUCUCCCCUUUGUGCCCGCGCCAUGCUCGACGUGUCCAUCGAGGAUGCGGUACCUCCUGCUUUCUUAUACUCAUUUCUGGCGCUGAUAGCGGCUUAUCAUGUUUUCGCGUCUCUGUGUUCCACAGUGAAACAGCAAUCAUGGUUAUUGACCACAAUCAGUAGCGCUGCAAUGUCUCUGUCGAGUUUGCCUCUUUUCUUUCACUACAUCAGUUCUCGUGGAGAUUUGAGAGGGAUAAUGUCAACAUCCUGGACAGAUAGUAUCAGUAGAUUCUUUCAAGCAUAUCUUGUCGCAGACCUUUUAAUGGGCGUGAUUUACUACCGUAGCAAGGUUAACUUGCUAACAGGCUGGAUUCAUCACACGAUAUACAUUCUGAUUGUCGAAUAUACCUGUCGUAUGGGCUGGAGUCAUCUUUUCUCGCUCUGUGCUGUGAUGGAGGUACCUACCUUCGUUUUGGCUAUUGGGAGUCUCAACUCUCGCUUCCGCUCGGAUGUGCUUUUCGCACUGUCAUUUUUCACGACUCGUAUCAUUCUUCAUCUCUUUCUAUGUGCAUCGAUGGUCGUCAGCCGUCACGAUGUCACGAAUGAUUCGUAUGUCCCAGGCGUCAUCGUCGCCUGCAUCUUCCCUCUCCACGCAUUCUGGUUUUACGGGUGCCUGAAAGGGUUCGUUAAGCGCGCCAAGUCCGGAAAGCCUCAGCCCGUCAAGCAAGGCUCGUUUACGAUACCUACAAGUCUGUUAGGGUCUACCUCCUCACGUGCAAGGUCUUGGAUGUCGCCGCGCCGCCGUGGCUCGCUUAGGCAGGCUGUUCGUGCUUGGGAUAGGCUUGGGCUCAGAAACGCAGCUGGACGUUUCGGGGAUGUUCAGCGUCGUCUGAGGGCUUCUUUACCUGCGGCGCGUGAGCAGGUAUAUUCUUAUGUUGGACUAGAGAGGACCCCCGGUGCAGAGCCACACCGGACUGGUGCUGUGAAGGCUGAAUCUUCUUUAUGAUUUAAACAUGGAAUAAGGACAACGUACCAGGUGUAGUAUCUUUCAUUCUUUAUGACUCGAUGAUUCAUGUGGGAUAUCUAUUAUAGUAUGCACAUAUAUACCCCUGUACUAAUAGUAUAUCAGGACAGUAACGACCUUGACGACCUUUAUGCCUCUCAUAAAUAUGACACUUUUCCAAACUCAUAUUACUGUACGCCCACUGCG